CCUGUACUAUGUCCGCAGUCUCUGGUCAUCUCCUGUACUAUGUCUGUAGUCUCUGUUCAUCUCCUGUACUAUUUCCGCAGUCUCUGGUCAUCUCCUGUAGUACAUCCGCAGUCUCUGGUCAUCUCCUGUACUAUGUCUGCAGUCUCUGGUCAUCUCCUGUAGUACGUCCACAUUCUCUGGUCAUCUCCUGUACUGUGUCCGCAGUCUCUGGUCAUCUCCUGUACUAUGUCUGCAGUCUCUGGUCAUCUCCUGUACUAUGUCUGCAGUCUCUGGUCAUCUCCUGUAUAUGUCUGCAGUCUCUGGUCAUCUCCUGUACUAUGUCCGCAGUCUCUGGUCAUCUCCUGUAGUACAUCCGCAGUCUCUGUUCAUCUCCUGUACUAUUUCCGCAGUCUCUGGUCAUCUCCUGUACUAUGUCUGCAGUCUCUGGUCAUCUCCUGUACUAUGUCUGCAGUCUCUAGUCAUCUCCU
Molecule: messenger RNA, 467 nt
Organism: Staurois parvus
Lineage: Eukaryota; Metazoa; Chordata; Amphibia; Anura; Ranidae
Source: the annotation of a GenBank genome assembly